This is a messenger RNA of Olea europaea var. sylvestris, 6641 nucleotides long. RefSeq lists its product as uncharacterized. The coding region runs from base 191 to 6202 and encodes 2003 amino acids. Lineage: Eukaryota; Viridiplantae; Streptophyta; Magnoliopsida; Lamiales; Oleaceae. The transcript has 19 exons. Gene Ontology annotation, biological process: chromatin organization. Gene Ontology annotation, molecular function: nucleosome binding; protein binding. Gene Ontology annotation, cellular component: nucleus. The record is from RefSeq and is a predicted model, not a curated record.
GGGGCCAAAGGGACACAGUAUGGAAGGGGGAAAAUGAAAAUCCCAAAUCAGAAAAAAAUUCGAAUUUGUAGCAGCAAACUCUGAAACCCUAAUAAAUAAAAUUCCUGUUCUCCUUAAUCUCAAAAACUAACAGCGAUUCGCAGCGAGUACGUUGAAAAUUUCAACUGUUGUUAUCAGAAGACUCUAAAGAAUGUUCUCAAUUUCAGCCAUUAACGAUACAGACUCAAAAAACCAAUGGCAACCCCUAGCCCCAACCAAAGAAGCCCAGGAAUUUCAUUUAUCACAAAUGUAUCAUGAUGGACUUUUGAAGUUACAAGCUAAGGACUAUGAAAAGGCCAGGAAUCUUUUAGAGGCGGUGUUAAAAGAUCCACUCGUAUCAAAUGCUCAGGUGGAAAAUAGUGCUAAAGAUGGUCACCUUUUACAGCUCAGAUUUUUGGGGCUGAAAAACCUUGCUACUGUCUUUCUUCAAGAAGGCCCUACCAAUCAUGAGAGUGCUUUACGCUGCUAUCUUCAAGCCGUAGAGAUUGAUAGCAAUGAUUAUGUUGUCUGGAACCAGUUAGGAACGCUAUCAUGCUCCAUGGGAUCAUUAGGCAUCUCCCGUUGGGCAUUCGAACAAGGGCUGGUUUGCAGUCCGAACAACUGGAAUUGCAUGGAGAAACUAAUGGAAGUUCUCAUUGCUAUUGGUGAUGAGAUGGCGUGUCUUUCUGUUGCAAACUUAAUUUUACGGCAGUGGCCAUCUCACCAUCGUGCUUUGCAUGUCAAAAAUACCAUUGAGGAGCCUGAACCAAUCCCAUUUGCUCCAAAAGGUAUAGAUAAGCUCGAACCAGAACAUGUUCUUCUAAAAUUUGGUGAGAAGAGAAAAGCACCAAAUGAGGGUAUAGACAAGGCAAUGGAAUCUAAAAGAUUGAAGGAAAGCAUAGAACUUCAACUUCCAGAAGCCUCCUGGACAGCUCUUGCCAGCGAACUACAGGAAAUCUUAUGUCCAUCAGUGGCAACUGGUUCUGAACCAAGGACUGGGGGGUACAGAUCUGGGCAUGUUAGAAUAAGUAUACAGUUGAAUCUUUCUUUAGGAAAUGUGAGGAGUUCUGUGGAAAGGAAAGAACCUAUAUGCAUGACAGCUGGUACAAGCAUUGCUGUCAGUAAUUGUAACUCUGGAAAUGACAGUACUAUAUAUAAGGAAGGGGCCAUAUUUGAAGAACAACCUCUGGAGAGACGAAGCAGUCGACUUAGAAGUCGUAAACCAGGUAAAGAAGUAUCAGAUUUUGCUUCCAAUAAGGAUUUAGUUAAAGUGGUUAAGCAAUUUCUAGAACCUUAUUUGGUGGGCAGUGCUGGACCUAAAGAAUUCAACCAUGAUGACCAUCCCUUUUCUGUUAACUGUGCUGAAGGUGUUUCCAGUUCGCUGGAUAAACAGUGUACUGAUGUCAUUAGAUUUAUUGAGAGAACUUCAGAAAACUUUGGUGCUUACCAUAUGAGUCACUUGCUUUUAGAGGAAAUUACAAAUAUAGGCAUUUCAUAUCAGGUUUCCAAUUCUAAAAUCUUGGACUUGGAGAAGUUGACUAGGCACUGUGGACUGGAUAGAACUCCUGAAUGCUGUCUUUUUCUUAGUGAGCUAUAUUAUGACUUUGGGAUACGUUCUUUGGACUCAUCUGCAAUGUCUGAAUUCAUGUCGGAGGCAUCCUAUCAUCUUUGUAAAAUUCUUGAAUUUGUAAGUCUUGAAUAUCCGUUUCAUAUUAUGGGAAUGCAAGGGAAUGAAAAUUGCUUUUUGGAAGAGAAUUCUGAACGGAACCAUCGAUUAGCAAUUGACAGUACAUCUUCUUUGAGGAACAACUAUCCCUUCUGGGUACGUUAUUCUUGGUUAAGAGCACACUUGUUUUUAUUAGAUGGCGAGAAAGAAAAAGCUCGACGACAUCUUUCAUUUGCAUUGUCCCUUCUAGCGGACAAGAAAAAAAUGAACAACUCUCUUGGUUCUAUUUGCUUGCCACACUGCAAGGCUAUUAAAAGGCUAACCACUGAUAGGGUUCUCCAUGAGAUGAAUUUAAUAGAGGCAGAUUACUUGUUGAAGACGACUGUAACUGAGAUGCUUGAGAAACAUAUGUAUACAGAAUGUGUUAAUUUGCUUACUCCUCUUCUAUUAUCUGCAAAUGAUGUCCAUGUCGAUGUAUUAUAUGCCUUUAAUCAAGAAUGUAAAGGAUUUAAGUCAGUUGAGCUAUCUGCAUUAGAUGCAUUGAUCAAAGCAUGUGAACAGGAGGAAUCAAUGAAUGUUUCUAUCUAUUUAGAUUGUCAUAGAAGGACGCUACAGAUACUUGUAGCUGGAGCUGGUGUGGAAGGCAUUACUCCCAAUGAAACACCAGUUUCAAAUGCAUCCUCAACUGAAUCAACAGAAAGCCUCUGCAAGCACUGGAAUCAUUUGGUUGCUGAAGAGGUGAAGGCAAUAUCUCAAUCUGCAUCGCGGAUCAAGAGCACCAUCAGUCCUAUUGAAAAUUCGAAUUGCAUUCCUAUGACAAUUGUGGGUGAUAUUCAGUCUUUGCUGCUGGCUCUUAUGUGCAGUAUUGCUGGUACAUACUUCUCUAAGAUGACCUCUGGCUCUGGUCCUGGAUUUCCACAUUCAAUUGAGCAAACUGAAAUAUGCUCCUUUGUGGAUGCUGCUAUAGCUUUCUGUAAACUUCAACACUUAGAUUUCAGCGUUCCAAUCAAAACUCAAACAGAGUUGAUUGGAGCAAUCCAUGACAUGCUUGCUGAGUUUGGCAUCUGUUGUGCGCAUGGGAUUGGUGAAGAAGAAGGGACAUUCUUAAAAUUUGCAAUAAAGCAUCUUCUAGCCUUGGAUAUGAAGCUUAAAUCUAACUUCCAAACUUUGAGUAAGGAACACGAAACAAAUUCUGCUGAGCAUUGUUCACCUGAAAAUCAGCUCAAAAAAUCUGAACUGCUUUCGGAUGGUAUUCACAUCAAUGGAUCUCAAAAUAGAUCACAUUUCAAUACUGCGGAAGUGCAAACUGAUGAUAAAGCUGAAGCUAGCGAUUCUGGAAAGGAUGUUGGAAGGUUGAGUUCAGAAGGCCUUUACUGUCAUACAGCUGUAGAUAACGGGAAAAUGAAAGCAGAAACUGACAAUAAUGCUGGCGAUGGGCUUGGUGUCCUGUUCCAAGAAAGAGAAAUACAGAACAAACAAAUUGUUGAAUCAGGAGAUGAUUCAAUGGAAAAUGAAGAUGAGGAACUUGAGCUGGGUAUAGAUACUGCCUUGAAUCAAUGCUUUUACUGUUUGUAUGGUUUAAACCUUCGGUCAGAUUCGUCUUAUGAAGAAGAUUUGGCCAUGCACAAAAAUACAAGCCGUGGAGAUUAUCAGACCAAGGAACAGUGUGCUGAUGUUUUUCAAUAUAUACUUCCCUAUGCGAAAGCUUCAUCUAAAACUGGGCUAGUUAAACUUCGGAGAGUACUGAGAGCCAUACGCAAACAUUUUCCACAACCACCUGACAAUAUUUUGUCUGGAAAUGCAAUUGAUAAGUUCUUAGAUGAUCCUGACUUGAGUGAAGACAAGCUGCUGGUGGAGGCUCAGGGCUUUCUGGAUUCCAUUAAGAAAGCAUCUUCAAUAGAGAGAUCUGAACCUUAUCUGGAAGUCUAUAGCAACUUGUUCUAUCUUCUCGCACAGUCUGAGGAAAUGAGUGCAACUGAUAAAUGGGCUGGCUUUGUUCUGACUAAAGAAGGGGAAGAAUUUGUAGAGCAAAAUGCAAAUCUCUUCAAAUAUGAUCUAUUGUACAAUCCUUCUCGUUUAGAAAGUUGGCAGAGGCUUGCAAAUAUCUAUGAUGAGGAGGUUGACUUGCUGCUAAACGACGGCAGUAAGCAAAUAAAUGUUUUGGGAUGGAGGAAGGAUGCUACGUUAGCUCAGAGAGUUGAAGCAAGUCGAAGGAGGAGUAAACGAUGCUUAUUCAUGACUUUGGCUUUGGCUAUGUCUGUAUCCCAACAGGGUGAGAUUCACGAAUUAUUGGCACUAGUGUACUAUGAUGGAAUUCAGAAUGUGGUGCCAUUUUACGAUCAAAGAUUCUCUGUACCCUCGAAAGAUGCAACAUGGAAGAUAUAUUGCCAGAACUCAAUGAGGCAUUUCAAGAGAGCCUUUAAACACAAGGGAGAAUGGUCUCAUGCUUUUUAUAUUGGAAAACUCUCUGAGAAACUUGGGUACUCCCAUGACGUAUCAUUCUCAUAUUACGCUAAGGCGAUUGCUUUGAAUCAAUCAGCUGUAGAUCCAUUCUACAGAAUGCAUGCUUCUAGAAUGAAGUUACUCUGCACAUGUGGGAAACAAAAUGAAGAGGCUUUAAAGGUCGUCACAGCAUAUUCCUUCGCCCAUUCAACAAAGGAAAAUGUAAUGAAUAUUUGGAGUAGUCUUGGCCAUGAAACUUCAGAAUCAUCAAUGAUCGAUGAGGAUAAUAAUUCUGAGACUGCAGACUUCCAUAAAUUUGAAGCUGCAUGGCAGCUGCUCUACAGUGAUUGCCUUUCUGCACUGGAAACUUGUGUGGAAGGGGAACUAAAGCAUUUCCAUAAAGCCAGAUAUAUGCUUGCCCAGGGGCUGUACAGGAGAGGUAGAACAGGGGAUCUAGACAAGGCAAAAGAGGAACUUUCAUUCUGCUUUAAGUCGUCGCGUUCUUCAUUUACUAUAAACAUGUGGGAGAUUGACAGUAUGGUGAAGAGAGGCAGACGCAAAACACUAGGUCCCUCUGGGAACAGGAGAACACUGGAAGUUAACCUAGCAGAAAGUUCUCGAAAAUAUAUAACUUGUAUUCGGAAGUACAUCUUAUUCUAUUUGAAAUUGUUGGAGGAAACAGGAGAAAUCUCUACUCUUGAUCGGGCUUAUAUCUCUCUGCGAGCAGAUAAAAGGUUCUCCUUGUGCCUUGAAGAUCUUGUUCCAGUGGCUCUCGGGAGGUACAUCAGGGCCUUAAUUUUCUCAGUACGUCAAUAUGGGAUUGAUUUGGAUAAUGCUAAUGAUGUUGAGCAUCUUCUGGAGAAAUUAUUCUCUCUACUGUUGGAGCAGAUCAACAUGUGGCCAGAGAUUUGCGGCUUGCCUGAGCUCUUGAGUCCAGAAUUAACUGAAAGCAACUUGUGUGGAUAUCUUUAUCAAUACAUCCAGUGGCUAGAGAGAAAUAUCAAGGUAGAAAUGCUUGAAGGAAUAAAUGAGAAGAUACGAAAGCGAUUGAAGAACCCAAAAUUGUCCAAUAGUAACUGUACUAUAGUGUAUCGGCAUGUUUCUGCUGCCUGGUGUCGGUCUCUUGUCAUUAGCAUGGCUCUACUUACACCUUUGCAUUUGAGGCUGUCUAGUGAUAUCCAAGUUCAAAAUUUAUUAGGUGGUGGAUUCGAAAAUGAGCAGCUGCUUUGUGUUGAUCUGCAAUCAGAAGAAUUAUGGAAUUCCGCAUUUGAGGACCUGACUCAUCUUAAGAUGCUUGAAUCCAAAUGGAAUCCUUCAUUGUCUAGGAUUAAGAAUGUAAUAGUCAAGAAAGUUUCAGAUGAAGAUUUGGAAACUGCUUUUUCAUUACUUAGGUCUUCUUACAAUUUUUACAAGGACACCUCAUGUGCAUUGCUCCCAUCGGGAAUAAACCUUUAUAUGGUGCCAUCUCAGCUGGCAACUGAAACGUAUAUCCAACCAGGGAUAGAUGGUGUCGACUUACUUGAUAUGAAUACUUCACGGAAACUUCUCUUAUGGGCUUACACACUUUUGCACGGCCAUUGCACAAGUGUCUCGCUUGUUAUAAAGUACUGUGAAGAGAAUUUAAAGUCGAAGAUGAAAAGAGGAACUGGAAUUUCAAGUACUCCUUCAAGUGCCAGUGUGGCCCCCGACUCGGCUUCUCAUCCAGGUGGGGGAAAAGAUGGAACUGGUAAAGCCAGUGAAUCUGAAGUUCCCAAGUCGCCUGCAGUGGACCUUACUUCAUUGCCUGAAUGCGCAGGCCAUAAAGUAGCAUCCUUGACUUUACCAGAGACCGAUUACAAACCGAAUUGGGCAUCUGCUGAAACUGAGGGCAAGGGUCAUGCACCAGAAACAGAGUGUGGAUGCAGCAGCGUCUCCUCAGGGCAGUUGCCUCUUCAUGGGAUCACGAAUUGGGCAAAUGGAGCAUCUGAUGCGAAAGAUAAGGCAUCUGCUACUCCAUGUCUACUUCCCUGCAACAAUCCUGUUGCAGAAUUGAGUAGUGUGGAUUUACAAAAUGACACUGACCCCAAAGAAGUUUGAUGUGUUUUGCCGUUAGUGGAGCAGCCGACCCUUGAAUCUUGGUGCGAUAAGCAUCUGUUUGUAUGUGUAUAACAAGGUCUGAGUAUCCUUGGGUCACGGCAAACUUGCAGGAAAGAGCAUGCUGCACCUUAUUCAAUAUUUCCUGCCCCUUUCUAAAUGUGCAUUGCAGUAGUAGUUAAUAUGCAGCUCUGUAUAUUUGCCUCAUCUAUCUGAGAAAGAGACAAGAUUUAACUAAAGAUCUUAUGGGUAUCAGCUUAGAAAUUUUGUGUAUUCUUGCUUGCAUUCUCUCUAAGCCAGUGUCGUGAAAUUCAUGCUUCAAUGGAAAUAACUGAUGCAUUGUGGAGUUAAAAGACGGGUCUGCUGAGGCAACCAUGGACGGAAGUACAUGGUUCAUGUCCACAUAAGUUUUUAAAUUUUUAUUCUUUUAUUUUUUAUUUCA